AUGACAGAAGCAACGUCGUUCUACCGGACAACGCACCCCAGGACCCUUUCUGCAUCCUCCGCAUCGUCGUCGAUUUCCCUAUCCUCCCUAUCCUCGUCGUGCUCGUAUUCAUCCGCCAGAGUUAUGCGUCGCCCCAACAACGCACUCUGUGACAAAAAGGGCCCAGGUUACCUCAACACCGAUGCACGACCUCAAGUGCCCUCAUCAGCAAUGAAUUUGGAGCCCUGCGGAGAACAGAGAGCUGCUCAAGAGACCCCCGACUCGCCUCCCUCCUCACCAUUGCCCCUCACCUUCCACAUGUCAAGCAACGAUUAUUUCUGUCUUGGAGGUAGCAAUCCAUAUCAUUCCCCCCAACCUCUUAGUGAAAAAGACAAUGAGUUGUCAAGAGAACCAAGGACUUGGGAGUGCCGUAAUGAAUCGGCGCACAUCUCGCACAAAAAGUGUAAAGCCAAAAGCGAUCAUGUCCGGCGUAAGCACGACAGCCUUGGCCCCGAGCAAAAGGCUACAGCAACCAACCCUAGCAACAAACCGAGGUUCAGUCUUUCUACCAAUGUCCACCCUCGACCCGCGAUUUAUACCAUAGGAUCCACAAUGACACCUCCAGCUAAGAAGGCUGCACGCUCUGCAAGUACAAAAGAACGCACUAAUCUAAAAGCCACCAGGACUACAGAUGCCCACACGCACCCAGAGCCUCUUAAGCCUGUCUCCACAAGGCCCUCAAAAACACGGCCGCCAACUACUAUUACAACUACAACAAUGAGCACGACGCGACGUAUAAUCUCGACGGUUAUCAAGGAGUCCGCUAUUACCACCACUGUAGUAGCAACCAAAGGCACAAAAACUAAAAUGGAAAGUUCAGCACAACUCCAGACCAAAUCAUCCACAACAGUUCCGACAUCGAUCCCCAAGAACAGGACGAACGCAGAUCUUUCGGGCAUCUCAUCUGGGUCACCAGGAUCGGCAAUGGUCAGCCGAGAAUUGCAUGUCUCUCGCAGCAACGCAUUGGAUCGCCGAACAAGACCCGUUUGCUCGAAAAAUACAGUUCUGUCCAGGAAACUAGGCAUGGUUUCAACCACAGCAGGUCAGGAUAUAACAACCUAUAAGACAGCAUCCACAGGCGACUUCCAAAAUAGCUCUUCUAUCAAAAGUUCAUCAACUACCCUGUAUGAGGAAGGCCAAGGCAGCUUGAGAGGCAGUAUACCGGACCAUCAUGAUAUGCAGGAUCCAGUUCACAAGACGUCGGAGGCAACGUCGUACUUUGUUGUAUCAUCAGAGACCCCCCAGAGUACAGACGAUGUUCCUAUACCAGCAGCAACAUUGCCCACGACGCCUUUUCCAACCAGCCUCAAUUCACGCCCUUCGAUAAUAUGCUCAAACGGCAUCCAAAAGAAUCCCGAUGAGCACAUUGUUGGCACGGAGCAACCAGAGUUGGGCUCCAGGUCGCCGUCGCCAUCAAAACUGUUUGCCCAGUCAGUACAGGAAGGCAAAAAAGCGGUACGAGGCAGCUCCCAUAGGCUUUCUGUUCGACAGGGAAGCCGCAGUAGUAUACCCGACAGGUGGCAUGGUAUUCAGCUAUCAACGGCGCAGGAGCAAGGCGGAAGAGAUCCAGGAAAGGGAAGGCAUGAACUGGAGUCAUCGCAAUGGGUCGGAACUUCUACAUUUCUACAAACGCUGCCUAUAUGCAUGCCCGCCAAGUUCCGCGCGUUCUCGUCCGCAGAGACAACGCCCCUGAAGACACCGUCGCCUGGACCAUACCCCAGUGCUGCGCAUUUGAGUGCGACAUUCAACGCUUCACAAUCAUCACUCGAUAGCAUCGCGUCCACUACCUCUGACCACUCUUUGAACCAGGGCCCAAGCAUCUGUGAUCCUGCGCCUCUUAUUCUCGGAUCGUGCGACCCGAUCAUCGCGUUCCAGCAAACUGCUGAAGAACGCCCACCAGAAACUUUGAAGAAACAAAACAUAUUGGAUAUGUUACCGCGAGAGCUGUCAAAGGCGCCCUUGAGGAAUCUCAAUGAUCGUGCGGCUAUGUCCGAUCUGAUGAUGUUCAUGAGGGAAAGGAGACUAUCGAACUUCCGCUCUGAAGCGUCACCAACGUUGGACACCCACUCUAACACCGUCCAUAUCGCCGAGGUACCAGAUAAUUGUAUUCGAGGACUCCAUUGUCGGAUGUGCAAGAGCCCGACGACUGUGACCGAUAACAACACCAUUUGUUGCAGUGGCAUAGAACGAUUUAACGUCGGUAUCGACAUCAGGACCAGUGAUGGUAGGAGCAGCAAUGGUGACAACGAGAGCACAGUAACCAACUACACCAGUCAGGGCUCUCCAAAAACACUCGACUAUAUCCAAGACAAGCCUCCAGGUGCCACAGUCAGUUUUCAGGACAAGAGAGCGUUCCUAAAGCUUCAAGAGACGCGACGUAACAGCUUCGUGAAGAGAAGCCAGCGAUCCUCCGACAGCUCUUGCUACUGCUGCUCGCCCUCACCUCCAUAUCCAACCGCGAAGCCUCUUGGGCAAAUCUCGCCAUAUCUAUCGGAACACUCGCCUGCGUACGCGCAUUCAGUUUCCCAAUGGCGUACCCCCGCUCCUUCCGUGGGUCGUAUUGCUCCAUCAAAGCUGCAGGAUCAGAGGCCUCUCAAGCCUGUCUCUCCCAAAGACAUCACCGUCCUUCAGAAUAUGGAUUAUUCUCCGUGCCGACCCACAUCUACACCCACCCCAUCUCUCUCUCCUACGGCUCCUUCGUCACCAGCACUUUCUGGAUUAACUGUGAGUGCGGGCACAUCAUUUCUGGAUCGUAUAUUUCAAAGUCAAUCAUCCUCGCCAACUUCCCAGCCACGGUAUCCAAAGUCGCUUGGGCCGAUCCUCAACCAACCUGUACAUGAAAUCCGUUUUCCCAAGGACAUGGUGCCACAGAAGCACAGUUCCCUGCUCACCGCACCGUUGGCAAGUCAUUCUCGGCCGGGCACAGAUUUGGACGACAAGUUCACAAUAGGCGAGCCGACCACUUGUUCCGUCCAACAUCGAAACACCUUACGCCAUUCAAGCGGAUCCGUUAUAUCACCGUCCAGAUCAAGCUCAGAUCUGCGUUUUGGCGUGGAUGAAGUGAAGUAUGAAGAGGACCGACACCAACACUGGGAUGCAGUUCCGGGAGAGGCUGUCGAGGAAGCUGAGCCAUCGGCUGGACCCACGAGCAACUUCUCACACGUAUCGAGUCAUUACUGCGCCGAGGACGUGAAAGAGCAUCGCCGUCCCACCAUUCCAGAACAUGACGUAUCCACGCUGACGAAGAGGCUGGCCAACCUCCAGUUGAUGGAUUCGCUAUGCCCAGAUAGUAACUUUCAGGAGCAGCCGCGGCAGGGGAUACCACGGAUGGACUCUGCAUGGUCAUCUCAGAUCCAGCAGCUCCUCAUCCAUCUUGCUGAACAAGCAGAUCUCGAAGAAAAACCAGCACAUCCGUUCAUACCAUCGAGUUGCCUAGUCAACAGGACCAGCGCUGCAACGACCAAUGGCACCUACAGGACACCAGUAGGGUUAUACGAGCAAGUACUGACUGACUGGAUCCGGCGCCUGGACCUCAUCUCGGAUAGUGUUUAUAGAGAUCAUCCGGGACUGAAGCGUGAAGUCGGAAAGAUACGAUGGCAGUAUGACAUUACCAUGAGAAAGCAUCGAUGA
Molecule: messenger RNA, 3669 nt
Organism: Gamsiella multidivaricata
Lineage: Eukaryota; Fungi; Mortierellomycota; Mortierellomycetes; Mortierellales; Mortierellaceae
Exons: 1
Coding region: 1-3669 (1222 amino acids)
Source: RefSeq, a predicted model, not a curated record